ACCGCUCUCCCCUCAGCCGGCCGUGGCGGGCGGGGCUGUACCCCGCUGCCUGAGGGACCGGCCGCCAUCCCUGCGGGCCCGGGAGGCUUCUCUGCCUUCGGGCCGCGCUCGGCGGGCACAGGCUCCACCGCCGCUUCGUCCUCUUCGAGCACGCUUCCUUCCCUGGUACCUUAGCAAGUUUCUGCUGCUUUUCGAUUCCUUUUUUUCUGGUUACUAAUAGAUGCACGUCGUUACUAGUCGCCGCAUCGUUUGCGAGAGCUGGCAGAGGGUCUGCAGGUAGUAGGACAUGCAUCACUUUGAGGAAGAGUUAACGUGUUCCAUUUGCUAUAGCAUAUUUGAAGAUCCACGCGUUCUGCCCUGUUCCCAUACGUUUUGUAGGAAUUGCCUGGAAGGUGUUAUUCGCCUGUCAAGCAACUUUUCCAUUUGGACACCCCUGAGACUUCCUCUGAAGUGUCCCAACUGUAGGAGUAUUGUUGAAAUUCCUGCUGCUGGCACUGAAUCGUUACCUAUCAACUUUGCUUUGAAAGCGAUUAUUGAAAAAUACCAACAGGAAGAUCACUCUGAUGUCGCAACCUGCAGUGAACACUACAGGCAACCGCUGAACGUUUACUGUCUUCUGGAUAGAAAAUUGGUGUGUGGCCACUGCCUUACGAUAGGAAAACACAACGGUCACCCCAUAGAUGACCUUCAGAGUGCCUACAUAAAAGAAAAGGAGACUUCUGGAAAACUUCUCGAGCAGCUAACUGAUAAACACUGGACUGAUGUAUGCUUGCUUAUUGAAAAGCUGAAAGAGCAGAAGUCCCAGUGUGAAAACAUUGUUCAGGAUGAUAAGAAAGUCGUAGUCCAGUAUUUUAAGAAACUUAGUGAUACCCUAGAGCGCAAAAAACAAGCUCUGCUGACUGCACUGGAUGAAAUGAACGCCCACAUUUUGGAAGAGUACGAGCCUCUCAUUGAGAAGUUGAAAAAAAUAAGGGAAGAACAGCUCGAGUUAAUGUCGCUGAACACAUCUAUUCAAAAGGAAGAGUCCCCGCUUAUUUUUCUCGAGAAGGUGGACGUUAUGCAUCAACGUAUAAAAGCUUUGAAGCAGAAGCAGCUGCCGGAUGUUAAACCUGUGGAGGUUUACCCGAGGAUUGGGCACCUGCUGAAAGAUGUGUGGUCUAAAACUGAAAUCGGUCACAUCAACAAGGUCCUCAUUCCAAAAAUAAAACUGAUUCCGAAAAGAAAGUUACGCAGCAAAAGCAGUGGAAAGGAAGGAAGAGAGUCUAAAGAACUCCUCCAGGCUGUACAUCCCAUAGCAGUCCUGCUUCUUUUUAUAAUAAUAGCGGUAACUGUGUUUUCAUUUCACAAGCCAGUGUCGUCAGCUGUAAUCAAAACUACUCCCGCUUAUAUCUCAGAAUUCUUGCUGAUUGUUUAUCAGAAUUUCUGCACCCAUUUGCAGGAUUUAGUGGAUGUGCUGUACCAUACAUUUAAUUUAGUGAUGGAGUUUUUGGGGAGAGUUGUUUCUCUUUGACUGUUUUAAUGAUUAGAUUAAAAGUUAGUGUGGGAAUCCACAGGAUUUUUUAGCAAUCCAGCUUUUAAGUAGAAAUUUAAAAAGCUCUACACUUUUCCUAUUUCCAUAUCCUUCCUUUUUUGGUAUUGUGUAGAUUUCCUCUUCGCUAACUCGUAGUUAACUGCGAAGAUUUGCAAUAAGUUUCCUCUUCUGCUCACACAAUACUGAAGUUGGGAGGUGUUUGUUUAAAGUGGAAGCUAGUCAGGAACAAUGUCUGCCUAAGAACGCUGUGAUCGACUCACAAUUGUAACCUGGAGUCCUGUUUGUAAAAACUCCUUCAGCAUCUACUUUUUUUUUUUUUUUUUGGUAACAUAAUUUUAAAUUGUUUUUUUUUAAUAAAAGCACUGCAACAUUAGAACACCUCAGCCUGCAAAGUGGCUGGUCCCGGACGGGCCAGUCACUAUCUCUACUGGAGAUAAAACUCCUACUUUGUGUUUUACUGACCUCUCUGAAUGUAUUUUAACUGCUACACCUGCGGUCUUUAGAGGAUAUAUUCAUGGCCCUGGGUUUUAUUGUCUUUGUUCCUGGUUACUAGCGGAUGACAUCAUUUAAUAUUUUUUAAUUUUUUUUUUUUAAACUUGUGUUUAACAACUCUGGCUUUCCCGUGGUUCUCUCCGCUCCUCAGAGCAGUAGCUGUAGGACUCCUGGUGAAAUACUGCACAAGGGGUUUUUUUUAAUGCCAGCUGUGCACUAACUGGGUGUUUGUUUAGUCUGGCAGGGAACUCUCGCUGCUUACUAAACCGAGCCCUGACUUUUUGCUAAGUCAUUUCAUAUGUAGUAAAAAUAGGCACGUGCUGUAGUCAGUAGCAAAACUCCCAUUGAAGUCGGGGGUAGAAGGGUUUCAAAUGUUGUCGAGAGCUCUUUAAAACAACUUGACAAGGAGAAUUUACCAUUUCAAUUUUCAAACUUCUUCUGUUUGUAAAUUUAACUUUCCAGCACAAAUAACAGAGAUCUUUACCUUGACGUAGAGGAAACACGAUAGCAUUUUAUUCUGCAACCAAACCACCGGUGACACUGUUUGCUGCUGUGGGGACCCUCCCCUGCCCCCCCUUUUUUGGCUUUGUGUGAUUAAGGGGCUGAUCACAGCAAGCCCUGGGCCAGCCUGGCAGUGGUGCGGUUACAACAGCAGCACACAGAUCAGCUUACAACUCACCAAGAAGCCAAAACCGAGUAUUCCCCGUGUCUAAUUGUAUUUGGCUUGAUAAAAACAAUGAUGUUCUAGCACAGCAGCAUCGCUCGGCUGUUGUACGUUUUUAAAUAAUGUAGUGAGUGAAGGCUGAGUGGUUAAAGCGGCUUUUAAUUACUUGGUGUUUUAAACCCUCGUGCAAAGCAAAACCUGCCCCUUGCUGCCAGGGGGCCUGCGAAAUGCCGGUGGGAGCUGAGCGCCCGGUCAGCCCUGGGAUGUGAUGCCCAGAGUCCCGAAGGGAGAUCCGAGCACCGGCGCUGAUAUCCCACCUUGCUGGGUCGAUAAAACACUGAAGAGCAGCUCCCUCAGCUGAACCAGUUAAUUACAAAAUGGCUACGCAGGGCUGAGCGCUUGCCCCGGCCCUGCGGCGCGGGGGGUGGGGUGGGGUUGAUGGAGAGGGGAGCAGAGGGGCUUUGCUGUCAUCUUGUACAUUUCUGCAGUUUAGUUUUCUGUAAUCUUUUAGAGUUACAAAGGCAGAUCCCAGGCUGGUCAGGUUUUGAAAUGGUGUUCAGAUGGAUGCGUGAUUGCUGUCGUAUGAAUUUCCCAGGAAAAGUGGGAAUUUCGGUCUUGGGGCCUGCUAGAAGGCGUGUAAGUCUCUCAACCCCUGGUGCUAAGUGGGCUACGCGAGGCUUCUUUUUUGUCUUUGCCUUCCUGUCUUAAAUUCUUGACUUUUAAAAACUUACAGAGAGUUUAUAACGCAAUUUUAUUUUUCCAGACUACGGGAAUUUAUAAAAUGCCUUUCCCACUGGUUGAAACGUCAAGUAUUUUACCUUACACACUAUAUUUUAAUAAACUUGCAUACAAAUAAAAUUUAUUCUUACAGCAGGAUCGGCUAACCCCUUGAUUUUUCACAGACCUCUUCCUCUGAUCCAACCCAGCGCUGAGCCAGCGAGGGGAGAUGGAGCAGCAGCCCCGGCUGAAGCAGGACUGGCCGCUCUGCCUCGCUGCUUCUGUUUCUUCCAAGCACCUGGGUUUUUUUUUUUUUUGCAGCAUCAACUUUAGGAGGAUCCUCUGACCCGGCGUGUGGCGAGGUGGGUCAGCGGGGCUUCGCGCUCCGGCCUGUGCUGGUGAUUUUUUUUCCGUCGGCCGCGCAGCCGGGGCAGUUUCUGCCUUCCUUUUCCUCUUACCCCCAGCCUUGGGGUGGGUGGCCAGGCUGCUGCAGCCCCGCGCUCUCCUGCCCGUGCUGGGUACAACUCGCUGCGCUGGGUUUCGUGGAAUAGGGAUGGAAACUUGUUUCAAGAAAAUCACAUUUUUUUUUACUGCAUUUUAAUUGAGGUGGGAGAGGGGCUUGGACCCUGUUGAACCUAGGGUGGUGGGGUUUUUUGGAAACAUCGUUUCCAAAUUCAGAGUUUAGAAAUUCCUUUUUCCCCUUUAGAAAUUUGAAACUUCAUUUUAGAGUUUAGAAAUUCCUUUUUCUCAUUUAGAAAUUUGGAAGCUCAUUUUAGAAGUGUCUUACUGCAUAUAUUUUUUUAGUGUGUUUUUUUUUUUGUUGUUUUUUUUUUUUCAAAUUUAGAAGGGAAGUCUGGUUGAAAAAGUGUUGUCAUGGGGGAAGAGACUGAAGUUCCCAGGUGUCCAGGCAGCCCCUGGGAUAGCGAGGUGGCCUCGGGCACCUUCAGGAAUGGCUCCCACAGGUUGUUCCCUUGUCCCCAGCUCCUUAGCUGAGGGAUUGUCCUGCCCUGCAGCAGCUCUGCUGCUCCUGCCAAAAAUAUCUAAGGCCCCUUUUUACUGCAAGCUCAGAAGUCACCGUGGGGACCUGCCCUGCUGGGGCGGGUCCCUGCCUUGUUCCUCUGCUGCUCUCCAGCAGGGCUCCCUCCCUCCUCCUGUACGCGGGGUUCUGGGCUGAUCCUGCCCCUGUGUUCAUGCCGUACCCCAAGAUUUUCCAGCUUCAGCUGGAGAUGGGAAAAACCAAACCUGGGGCCAAGCACUGCCGUGCAGUUUGUGUUUUUUUUUUUUUUUUUUUUCCUCAGCUCACGUCGUGCUUCAGACUGUUGCUGAGCUGUGGUUCCCUAAACCUGCCCUGCUGCUCUACCACUACGAUCUCUUCCCAAAAAUAAUUUAUCACUUUAUUCCUUCUACAUUCAUUUUCACUUGUCAAUAUUUGAUACAAUUUUAACAUGGCAUUGAAAGUGUCUCUCCCGCCCUGCACCCUGAGGCUGAUGGUGCCUCGCGCAGCAGGGAUAGAGCUGGGGUUUGGUGCUUUUUUUUUUUUUUUUUUUUUUUCCUUUUUUCAGGCUGCAUAUGACCAGGAGACAGGCACUUCUAGUUCAGGGAUCAGUCCUAGGGCACGCGAGCCAGGUGUGACUGUGACUUUCAGACUAAAAGGCACAACUUCAGUUUUUUAGUACCAAAAAAGAAGAAAAAAAAAAUAUUGGAUCCAAAGCAAAACUGGCCCCUGAAGCACUGACAAGAUGCUGAUGGAAAUGGAGAACUGUGACAGGCAGGUGAGCAACAGGCACCAGAGCCUGAACCAACCUCCUGCUCCCUGGGACACAGCUCAGCCUGGGGUGGGGGACAGCAUUAAUGAGCAGAGGGUAAUUACUGCCUUAAUAAACCCUGAGCAGGGUUCAUUAAUAAACUCAGAGAGGAGGGGAGGAGGAUUACCAGAAGAGCAGCUUCCUCAAACACUUAGACCAGGGUUACAACCCUCAGAUUCCCAGCCCAUGCAGCCUUACCUCCCCGAUCCUGCUUCUAUACAUGUAAAUUAUUUUGUAUACUGACUUACUGGGACUCGUAAUAAAAUAUUACGGAACACACUGA
Messenger RNA from Tyto alba (common barn owl), 5492 nucleotides. RefSeq names its product tripartite motif containing 59 (gene TRIM59). Gene Ontology annotation, biological process: cilium assembly. The record is from RefSeq and is a predicted model, not a curated record. Gene Ontology annotation, molecular function: zinc ion binding. Gene Ontology annotation, cellular component: cilium; centrosome; intraciliary transport particle B. Lineage: Eukaryota; Metazoa; Chordata; Aves; Strigiformes; Tytonidae. Bases 287 to 1510 code for a protein of 407 amino acids. The transcript is spliced from 2 exons.